Odobenus rosmarus divergens (Pacific walrus) is the source of this 1225-nucleotide messenger RNA. It is a transcript of the gene SEM1, whose product is annotated as split hand/foot malformation (ectrodactyly) type 1. The coding region runs from base 130 to 342 and encodes 70 amino acids. The transcript has 3 exons. Gene Ontology annotation, cellular component: proteasome complex; proteasome regulatory particle, lid subcomplex. Gene Ontology annotation, biological process: mRNA export from nucleus; proteasome assembly; double-strand break repair via homologous recombination. The record is from RefSeq and is a predicted model, not a curated record. NCBI's taxonomy places the organism in Eukaryota, Metazoa, Chordata, Mammalia, Carnivora, Odobenidae.
GCUCUUCUACCGCGUCUCUAUGGUAGAGCCGGCCUCUGAGGCGGCAGCGGCGUUGGUGGCUUCGGUGAGGAAAAGUGAGAGUUCUAACUUUCCUCUUGGCCUGAGAGGUUUUUGGCGCGGAGCGUCGUCAUGUCGGAGAAAAAGCAGCCGGUAGAUUUGGGUCUCUUGGAGGAGGACGACGAGUUCGAGGAGUUCCCUGCCGAAGACUGGGCUGGUUUAGAUGAAGAUGAAGAUGCACAUGUCUGGGAGGAUAAUUGGGAUGAUGACAAUGUAGAGGAUGACUUCUCCAAUCAGUUACGAGCUGAACUAGAGAAACAUGGUUAUAAGAUGGAGACCUCAUAGCAUCCAGAAGAAGUGUUGAAGCAACCUAAACUUGAACUGUUUACUAAAUUCUAGGACAGAGAACCCAGGAUGGGACACUUUUAAAAAAAUGUUUAUUUCAGUACCUGCUUGGAUUUAUUUUUGAUUUUGUAACACAAAAAAUAAAUGUUUUGAUCUAAUCUUGGUUUGGUUCAGAAGUCUCGAUCUUUUGCUUCUCUCGUCAUUAAUUUUCUCAGACUGCUUAUGAUUUUCUAGGACUUUAUUAUAUAGAGACAGUAAAUUCAUCCGAUCCCCAAUUCAGUACUUUUUUUUAACCACAUCAAUUGAAUGUUGAUCUUAUUUAUAAGGUUACUUUUUUAAAGUUGCUUUUAACCUUAAUCUCAUCUGUAUUUUGAAAGCUUAGGAAACAUUUGCUGACAUCUCUAAGGUGACCCUUUAAAACCUGUGUUUUAAAAUAUUAAUCAUUUUUAAUUGCUAUAAUUAGCUUCUGAGCCAUUAAUAAUAGUAUUAAUAGUUGAUAGAGUAUUAUUAGUACUUAAAAUCAAGUGGUUUGAUCACAGUCUAAGAACAGUGUCCUCUGUCAAAAUUGGUGAAGUAGGAUCAAGAUAGUUUGUUAACAUGGGCAUAUUCUCAGGUACUACAUAACAGUCAUUUAGUAUAAUUAAGAUUCUGCAAAGUGAUUAUCAUUGCCACAUCUACUUUUGUGAGUGGGAGAUACAAUUUAGUUGGUAAAGGAUUCUUCCUCAUAAGACUUAGAAUGAAGCUAAUGUAUAGUUUUUAUUAGGAAUAUUUUCAAACUUGAAUGUGUUACUUAAGGAGAAUUAGCAGAACUGUUGAAUAAUUUAAAGUGUAAAAUUUAUGUGACAUGAUGUAUUAACACCAAAAUAAAAUUGGGUGCCUGAAA